Molecule: messenger RNA, 879 nt
Organism: Balaenoptera acutorostrata (minke whale)
Lineage: Eukaryota; Metazoa; Chordata; Mammalia; Artiodactyla; Balaenopteridae
Exons: 2
Coding region: 10-699 (229 amino acids)
Source: RefSeq, a predicted model, not a curated record
AUAAACUGCAUGAGGACAGAAGGGUGUGGUCCCAGCCAGAGACUUCCAGGGAACCAAAGCCCCCUGAUUUUCCUCCGGCCUCCAUCCGGCCUCCAUCCGGGCCCUGCAGACCAGAGGGACCAGCCGGAAGCCCGGGAAGAGGAGGGGCCGGGCCUUCUGGCCAUGCUGGAAGCGGUUUCAUUCUUCUUCCACCACUCCAGCCGCCUCAGGAAUGUCCCUAAGCUGGGGGCAGGGAACCCCGGCCUCUUAAGUAGCCUUAACCCUGCAGUUACUCCAGGAACCAGGUGGCGGUGGACAGAAUUACAGCGGGUGACUCAAAGCCUUCGAGGGAGCUCCCCGUUCUCCCUUCUGCGGGGGGAUGCAGACCUGGUCACCUCCUCACCGCUUUUUGGAGGAAGGUGGGGGAGACCGGUGCUGGCUGCCAUGACCUUCACGUGCAGGCUGCUGAUCAGAAAUGGAGCCGCGGUCCUCCCAAACCAUGGGGACCCCAAGAGCCAAGUAAAAGUCAAGACUAUUUCACCUCCUUUUCCUACCACCCUACCUCAGGAGGCUCAGAUGCCCCCCAGCAAGCCUGUGAAGAGGUGCAUCUCUGGAUCUUGGGGAGCAAAUGAAGCCCAGCACUCAAAAGAUGAAUCAUCCAGGUCCCUGGCAGCAGAGGUGAGGGGAGGGCACUUUCUGGCCACCCCAGCCUGGUGGUAGUGACUAACUUCUCAGUCUGGCUUAGGCUGCUGAUGUUCAAAGUCUGAUUACAAGGAUUGUGUGAAAUCUUAGAUCCCAAGAGCUUCAGACUCUUCGAAUCAGCGUCAAAGAAUCAGAGAUCACUUGAACCUUAAGGUAGUCAUCACAGACUAUGAUAUCCCCAUGAAAUUUUUGAAUUCA